This is a messenger RNA of Rhinichthys klamathensis goyatoka, 3349 nucleotides long. RefSeq names its product PPARGC1 and ESRR induced regulator, muscle 1 (gene perm1b). The coding region runs from base 152 to 2905 and encodes 917 amino acids. The record is from RefSeq and is a predicted model, not a curated record. Gene Ontology annotation, cellular component: cytoplasm; nucleus. Gene Ontology annotation, biological process: response to muscle activity; regulation of DNA-templated transcription. The transcript has 4 exons. Lineage: Eukaryota; Metazoa; Chordata; Actinopteri; Cypriniformes; Leuciscidae.
AACAGACCUGGACACAGGGCCCCUCUCUCUCCCACAAGCAAGGGCACUGGAGUUUUGAAGGUAUGCCAUGCCAGUGUCGGAUCAACACUGAAGUGUUUCGAAAGCACAACUAACGACUAAAGAUGUCAUAAGCCUUUGGAGCUCAACUGCAAUGGAUGACUUAGACCACAGUGUGCUGAUAGCAGAGCAGGAUUGGGACUGUUUCUGUACAGAGAGUGAGGAAUGCUCUGUUCAGCAGGCCAAGCUUGCAGCCUUAGAUGAGUCCGGCUUCAGUGACAUGGACGAUGAUAAAACCUCCGUUUACGUGUCAUCUCUUCCCACUAAGACCAGCUCUCACCAACAAUGUGAAAAAGAUAGUGUAGACGGACAAAAACAGCAUCGAAUAGGAGAAUGUAAAAUAGAACAUACAUCUGAGAAUUCAGAGUUUACUGAAUAUCCUAGUCCUAAAACAGAGCCACAGAAUGCCAGGUCUGCUGAGCAGAUGUCCGAUGCUAGAGAAAAUGAACCGGGGGCUACAUGUGAACGUCAAAACAAAGCUAAUGAAGACAACAACCUGACUGAGAAGUUAAAUUUAGAGAUAUUAAGAGGAAAUUACGAGGAUCAAGAGAAUGGUGAGAAUAAAUCAAGCCAAGCCACCACCGAGCCAGUCUCUGAAACGUCUUCAGCAGAUAUAAAGCGUGAAAAGAGUAAGGAUGGUAUAGAAAUGCUAACUGAGGAGACGGACACUUCACCAGUGGCCAAAAAAGAGAAGGAGCGUUGGUUUGUCACUGUAAAUGACAGCCCAGUCCGUCUGAGAGUAAAGGGUCCCACUUCAGUCCAAAAAAAAAGGAGGAAAAAAAAAACUUCUAAAACCCUGAACCAGAAUAGCAGAGUGAUGGAAAAGUGCUCUUCCUUACAUAACAAUACAGAGCCAGAUAAAGAAAUUAUUGACAGACAAACAAUGCAGGACAAAUUUGAACAAGAAAAUGUUUUUUCUGACUCACCAAAUGUACUUCAUAUCCAAGAUGCAAUAUGUAUUUCGCCCAUUAGAUCAUGUGAGAGUGAAUGGGAAAAACCAACCUGUGCCAUCAGUUUAAAAAAGGAAAGCAUGACAGAAAUUCCAGAAGCAAAAUUAGAAAGAAAUCCUGCCGACUCUCUAAAUUCAUUUUUAACUCCCAAACAGAUGCCACAGAAAAUAUUUAAAGAUCUCAUUGGCCCUUUGCCACAAUACUGGGAUCAUGAGAACACAGCAUGUGAUAAGUUUGACAAAUCCACAGUAGAUUUAAACUGUGAUUGUAGACAUACAACUAAUAAUUUAAGCCACUUUAAUAAUGACACAAAGGUGGAAAGUCCCAGAUUUAUUAUGGGUGCCUCUGAACCCACUGCUCCAUCAGAUACUGAAGGAGAAAGAACAGAACAGCAAGAGCCCUUGGGACAAUCAUUUAAUAGAGAAGAAUCGUCCCAAGAGAUACAAUCCUCCAGUAACAGUGCCAAGACAUCAGGUCCGACUCGACCUAUAUUUGCCAUUUCCUCCUUUUGGGAUGAAAUGGAAAAACUAACAAUAAAUGAUAUUUUGCAACUUAGAAUAGCCAAUAACAAGUCUCUACUGACAGAAAGCAUUGUUCCAGAGGAAAUAACCCAUGUGGACACUGUCGACACUCAUCUUGAUAGGGGUGAGGUGGAAUCUAAAGAGGAUAGUUUAGAAGAUGGCCUUGCAGACGAUGCAGCAGAUUCUGACUAUUUCACACAUUUGGAUGACUCUAAACCAGACAGAUCGAGCUGUGAAUUUUCAACUUACUCUGAUUUUGAUGAAGAGUUUCUACAACUUCUUCACGCAAGUGCAAACCCUAGUCCAGAACCCCUUGAAGGCAAAGAGCAAACCCAAAGGUUUCUUGAACCUACAUGCCCCAUGGAUUUAGAAGAAACUUGGCGAAGUGAAUCAAACGAGAUCGUAAAGCUGUGUACUAAGAGUGAUUCCCCACUGUAUUCAGAGUCAGAAGCAGAGAUGCAGGACAUAUUUCUAACAACAAAAGAAGACAACAACAUGAGUACCUUUCUACUGGACCACUAUAGCAUGAGAAGACCAACACCUUCUCCAGUUUUAUCGAUUUCUGAUUUUCUUGACGAUCAGUGUCUGCCGUCUUUCUUCGAAAUGUUGAAGUGUGACACAGAAUCAGAACAACUCAAGGCUUGGAUCCCAGAUAGAAACACUUCGCUUUGUUUUUCACAGACCGUAUCUGUGGCUGAGACUUAUGAUGACUUCUUCUCAGACUUUGAGGUUGGGAAUCUUCUUUUUCCUUCAGUGCAAGGUUCAACAAAAAGUGACAAAACGUUGGUUCCUAUCUAUUCCUCUUCUCAUUCAGUGGUAAAAGACCUAGAAUUUCCAGAGGUAGAAAAAGAGUUACAGUUGGAUAGUGAAGAUGAGAUUCCCGCAAUCCGGUUUAUGAGAUGUGCAAGCCCCUCUGAAACAUCAAAUAUGUGCUUUAUCACUAGCCAGAGAAGUACCUGGAGAAACCUUUCUCUGAGACACACUAAACUUUUAAUGGGAAGGACAUGGUGUAGGAUGGCCACUUCUUGGGCUUUUCCCAAAACAGCUGACACAGUCUAUGGUAAUGGGACGAGAACAACAUCAAGUUCCUCUAUGGCUCAGUCAAAGCUUCCAGUGGUUCUCCUAGAAAACCAGGCCCUUGGAAAAUUCACAGAACAUCAGAUACAUGUUGGGGCAACAGUCGCAGACACAGAUAGAGAUCGCUUUCCUUUUUCAUUAAAGCAAGCAGACAUGUGCCUUGUUUGCAUUGCUUUUGCAUCUUGGGUACUGAAGUCAAGCGACCCACAAUCUACAGACAUGUGGAAAGCAGCUCUUCUGGCAAAUGUGAGCGCGAUAUCUGCCAUCCAGUACUUGCGGCGAUACAUAAAAGAAGGAUGAACCAUAAAAAUCUAGUAUUAUUAGAGCUUUCUGAGGAUUUCUCACAAGGGGCCAGUGUACAGGAAAGAGUUAAUUUUACACAAAUUCACACCAAACACUUUAGUAAAUACACAUAUUAGGUUGUAUUCCAUAUUUCCUAACAGUCUAAUAUUUGAAUGUUCAAUAUAUUCAUGUUACAAAAUAGGUGUUCAAUCAAUAAAUAACUUAUCAAAGGACAAUUUUGUUAAAGAAAAGGAUACAAAGCAAAGGAGGAAACAUUAGUUUUUCCCAUACAAACAGUUGUUCAGUUAGAAGACAUAUAUUGCUUUAGAUAUUAUGUUGAUAUGGACCAGAAGUGACAACUGGUAAGUUUUGUGUCAGUUAUAUUCAGGACUCAAGCUGUGCUAUACAUAUUUAUGUAACUCACAAUUAAACUAUUUUGCAGUGUACAUAUAUAUAUAUAUA